Molecule: messenger RNA, 510 nt
Organism: Castor canadensis (American beaver)
Lineage: Eukaryota; Metazoa; Chordata; Mammalia; Rodentia; Castoridae
Source: RefSeq, a predicted model, not a curated record
AUGAGGCUCAGCGUGCCAGCUUCCCUGUUCAUACUGCUGGUCUGCAGCCUUCCUCCAGUCCACGGUGUUCUGGAGGCCUACAACACAAACUUGAAGUGUAGAUGUAUCCAAGAGACCUCAGACUUUAUCCCUCUAUCCCUCAUUGAGUGGAUUCAAGUUAUACGCCCUGGGAAUGGUUGUCCAAACAAGGAAAUCAUAAUCUGGACAAAGAAGAAGUUCCCUAUAUGCUUGAAUCCUCAAACAAAAUGGGUACAAAAAGUAAUACAACUUUUACAGAGGGAAAAGUGCAGACAAGAGAAGGGUGGGAGCCCUGUCUCCACCUUCAAGGGAGGAUGGUUAAGACAUCUGUUGCGUGUAGGACAGUCCACCGGGAUCCGAGCGAGGCUGGAGGUUGUGGGCUUCCCUCCUACUGACAUGCGUGACAUCACUGCUCCCAACUCUGGGAGGGCUGGUUGCUCUGGGGUAAAGUCUGGUGGUACUGAGGAACAAAAUUACUGUAAUACACCAUAA